Molecule: messenger RNA, 3674 nt
Organism: Pneumocystis murina B123
Lineage: Eukaryota; Fungi; Ascomycota; Pneumocystomycetes; Pneumocystales; Pneumocystaceae
Product: DNA-directed RNA polymerase II subunit RPB2
Exons: 16
Coding region: 1-3657 (1218 amino acids)
Biological process (GO): DNA-templated transcription
Cellular component (GO): RNA polymerase II, core complex
Molecular function (GO): ribonucleoside binding; DNA binding; DNA-directed RNA polymerase activity
Source: RefSeq, a predicted model, not a curated record
AUGACCAUAAAGUAUAAUUUAGAAGACCCUUAUGCAUAUAACUUUGUAUCAGAAGAAAUAACCCAGGAAGAUCAGUGGACAGUGAUAUCAUCUUUUUUUGACGAAAAAGGGCUUGUGUCAACUCAAAUAGAUUCUUUUGAUGAGUUUAUCCAGAAUACUAUGCAGGAACUUGUCGACGAAGAUGCAACUCUUACAUUAGAUCAACAUGCACAACAUACAGGAAUUGAAGGAGAUGUAACUCGUAGAUAUGAAAUUAAUUUUGGGCAAAUAUUUCUUUCAAAACCAAGCAUGACUGAAGCAGAUGGAUCUACUCAACUGAUGUUUCCUCAAGAAGCAAGACUGCGCAACCUUACAUAUUCAUCUCCAUUAUAUGUUGAUAUAAAAAAAAAGGUCAUGAUAGCAACAGAUCCAAGUGCACCAUUUGGUUCUGAUAAAGAAUGGAUAAUAGAGGAAGACGAGCAACCAUCAAAAGUAUUUAUAGGGAAAAUACCGAUAAUGUUAAGAUCAACAUUCUGCAUUUUAAAUGGUCUACCAGAAUCUGAGCUUUAUGAAUUAAACGAAUGUCCGUAUGAUCAGGGUGGAUAUUUUAUUAUAAAUGGUUCAGAAAAAGUUAUUAUUGCUCAAGAACGAAGUGCAGCAAAUACAGUACAAGUUUUUAAAAAACCAGCACCAUCUGCUGUCAGUUAUGUGGCCGAAAUACGUAGUGCGGUUGAAAAAAGUUCAAAACUUAUGAGUAAUUUUCAAAUAAAACUUAUGUCAAAGAGCAUAGAAAAAGGAGCAGGACAGACUAUUAGAGCAUGUCUUCCUUACAUUAGGAAUGAUAUACCAAUUGUAAUUGUAUUUCGAGCAUUAGGAGUAGUACCUGAUAGAGACAUUAUGGAACAUAUUUGUUAUGAUCCAAAUGAUCAUCAGAUGCUAGAAAUGUUAAAACCAUGUAUUGAAGAAGCAUUCGUUAUCCAAGAAAGAGAAGUAGCUCUGGAUUUUAUUGGAAAAAGAGGGAGUGCUGUUGGAAUAAAUCGCGAGAAACGUCUUCGUUAUGCUCAGGAUAUUUUGCAAAAAGAAUUAUUGCCACAUAUAACUACUACAGAGGGUUAUGAAACGAGAAAAGCUUUUUUUUUAGGAUAUAUGAUUCAUCGUCUUUUAUUAUGUGCUCUUGAACGCCGGGACCCUGACGAUAGGGAUCAUUUUGGAAAAAAGAGACUUGAUCUUGCCGGCCCACUUUUGGCAAAUCUUUUUAGAAUGCUUUUUAAAAAAUUAACAAAAGAUGUAUAUAAAUAUAUGCAAAAAUGUGUUGAAACAAAUAGAGAAUUUAACUUAACUCUUGCUGUAAAAUCAAAUACAAUAACACAUGGACUAAGAUAUUCAUUAGCGACAGGCAAUUGGGGUGAUCAAAAAAAAAUUAUGUCUGCAAGAGUUGGCGUUUCUCAGGUUCUAAAUAGAUAUACAUUUGCGUCAACAUUAUCUCAUCUACGCCGCACAAAUACACCAAUUGGUAGAGAUGGUAAGGUUGCAAAACCUCGUCAGCUUCAUAAUACACAUUGGGGAUUAGUUUGUCCAGCAGAAACACCAGAAGGACAAGCAUGUGGUCUAGUAAAGAAUUUAUCACUUAUGUCAUAUGUAUCAGUAGGCAGUGCUUCAGCUCCUAUUAUUGAAUUUUUAGAAGAAUGGGGAAUGGAAAAUCUUGAAGACUACAAUCCUAGUGCAACUCCGAAUACUACAAAAGUGUUUGUUAAUGGUGUUUGGCUCGGAGUUCAUCGUGAUCCCUACCAUCUAGUUGAAACUAUAAAAAGUCUUAGACGAAAACUCGAUAUUAGCGUAGAAGUGAGUGUAGUAAGGGAUAUACGAGAAAAAGAAUUACGUAUAUUUACAGAUGCUGGAAGAGUAUGUCGACCUCUUUUCAUUGUUGACAAUAAUCCAGAAAGUAAUUGUAGAGGUCAAUUAAUGUUAAAGAAAGAGCAUGUACAAAAAAUUAUAGAUAAUAAGAAUCGAACAGAACUUGACAAUGAAUCGAAAUUUGGAUGGAGUAGUCUUGUUGCUAAUGGUAUUGUAGAAUAUAUUGAUGCAGAAGAAGAAGAAACUAUUAUGAUUGCUAUGACUCCAGAAGAUUUAGAGGCAACACGUCAAAUACAGGCUGGAUACAAAAUUGCAGAUGAAAUUGAUCCCGCACGUCGUGUAAAGCCUUUAGUUAACCCUAAUACAUAUCUAUGGACACAUUGUGAAAUUCAUCCAAGCAUGAUUCUUGGAAUAUGUGCAAGUAUAAUUCCAUUUCCAGAUCAUAAUCAGUCUCCACGUAACACUUAUCAAUCUGCUAUGGGAAAACAGGCUAUAGGUGUUUUUCUUACUAAUUAUCAAGUAAGGAUGGAUACAAUGGCAAAUAUUUUAUACUAUCCACAGAAACCUCUUGCCACAACAAGAUCAAUGGAAUAUCUUCGAUUUAGAGAACUUCCUGCAGGCCAAAAUGCAAUCGUUGCAAUUUUAUGUUAUAGUGGCUAUAAUCAAGAAGACUCAGUCAUUAUGAAUCAAAGUAGCAUUGAUAGAGGAUUAUUUAGAAGUAUAUUUUAUCGGAGUUAUAUGGACCAAGAAAAAAAAAUAGGAAUGCAAAUUAUGGAAGAAUUCGAAAAACCAAUGCGUAAUAACUGCUUAAAAUUAAAACACGGUACAUAUGAUAAAAUUGAAGACGACGGAUUAAUAGCACCUGGAACUAGAGUUUCAGGAGAUGAUAUUAUAAUAGGAAAAACAGCACCUAUUCCUCCAAAUGCUGAGGAAUUAGGUCAAAGGACCAAAUUUCAUACCAAACGUGAUGUUUCUACACCUCUUCGAAGCACAGAAAGCGGAAUUAUUGACCAGGUAAUGGUAUCUACUAAUGCAGAAGGCCUCAAAUUUGUAAAAGUUCGUAUGAGAUCAACAAGAAUUCCUCAAAUAGGAGAUAAAUUUGCAUCAAGACAUGGACAGAAGGGUACAAUAGGUAUUACAUAUCGUCAUGAAGAUAUGCCUUUUACAUCAGAAGGAAUUGUUCCCGAUAUUAUUAUAAAUCCACAUGCUAUUCCUAGUCGAAUGACAGUAGCACAUUUAAUUGAAUGUUUAUUAAGUAAAGUUUCUGCCCUAAGUGGCUACGAAGGAGAUGCAACUCCAUUUACUGAUGUUACAGUCGAGGCUAUUUCUAAAAUGCUACGUCAACAUGGAUAUCAAUCCAGAGGUUUCGAAGUGAUGUAUAAUGGUCAUACUGGUCGAAAACUAGUAGCCCAGGUUUUCUUAGGCCCUACAUAUUACCAAAGAUUAAAACACAUGGUGGAUGAUAAAAUACAUGCCAGGGCUAGAGGUCCAGUACAAAUUUUAACACGUCAACCAGUAGGAGGAAGAUCAAGAGAUGGAGGAUUACGUUUUGGAGAAAUGGAGAGAGAUUGUAUGAUAAGUCAUGGAGCUUCAUCCUUUUUAAAAGAAAGGCUUUUUGACGCGAGCGAUGCAUAUCGACUUCAUAUUUGCGAUAUUUGUGGUCUUACUGCUAUAGCAAAUUUGAAAAAAAAUCAAUUUGAAUGUCGCAUAUGUCAUAAUAAAACCAAUAUAUCACAAAUACAUUUACCAUAUUCAGCAAAACUUCUAUUUCAAGAAUUAAUGUCAAUGAACAUUGCUCCAAGAUUAUAUACUAAUCGAAGCUAAAAUCAUAUAUUUAACAA